CUUAAAUUAGUGAUAAUUAACAAAUAAGAUUAAUUUUAUUAUUUUUAAGACAGUAUUUGAUUGAAAGUGAUUGCAAGAUGGUGAUGUUAAAAACCUGUUGGUCUCCAUGUAUCUGGAACAAUGAUGUUAAAGUUGGAAGUCGUUGUGUUGCAGUCUACACAGCAGCUUUUAGUGUGGUCCUUAUCACCUUUAUCGUGUACAUGAUGUGUGGCGGCGAAUCAACACAGUUAUAUAAUCCAAUGUUUGAAGCCAGUAAAAAUGGACGUUUGCCAAUUUAUGGAUCAAUAUUCAUCAUAUUAUUCCUGGCAUUAAUUGGUUCAUCAAUUAUAAUGGUAAUUGGUAUCCAAAAAUGUAAUCGAGGCUAUAUGUUACCAUGGCUAAUUGUUUUUGGAAUUAUAAUAAUUUUCCAAUUCUUAUUUGGUUUAUGGCUAUUUUAUGGAUACUAUAUUUACCUGGAUGCUGCAUUUUAUGGAAUUAUUGACUGGUUUUGGAUGGUUUACAACAUGUAUUGCUGGGCAUGCGUAUAUUCACAAUACCAAAUAUUUGCAAUAAUGCAAUCACCCAAUAUUGAAUUAUUAUGGCCUUAAAUAAAGGCAUUUUAUUCGCACCCCUCUCCACUCACAUAAAUAAUAUUAUUUUUUUUAAAUUAUAUUUUUCUAUCCGUCCGUCCAAUAAAUGUGAUUUGCAUUUAUUGCAACAACAACAAAAAAAGUGUUCAAUUAAUAAUUUUAUUUUUAGAUUUAUAUUAAUUAUGACAUUAAUUAUUUAAUUAGUUUAAUCAAAACCAAGCUUUUAGAUAUAAUUGUAAGGAUGAAAAAACAACCUGUUUUAAUUGACUUUUAAGAUCUUGCCACGAAGGCAGAGAAUCAUUUUAAGAAUCUCCAUUUUUUUUAAGUUAUAUAAUAUGUGCCUUUUUAAAAACUACUUAACUCUCGAAUCCGUCCUUUAUUACUUGAAACUUCAUUAUAAAUUUAAUUAAAGUCCUAAAAAGUAAAUCGAAUUUUAUGAUCCUUAUUAUAAGGACUGUUUUAAAAGAAACGGGUGUAUGAAGGUGGUAUGCCACGGAACCGUAUUAAAUAAUGAACGGUCGUUUCAAAGCAAUUAGGACAUUAAAGUAGCCCCGUUGUUAGAAUUUCUGAUAGGAUGUUCUACAAAACAUUUUUUUUAUAAAUUUGA
Messenger RNA from Chrysoperla carnea, 1176 nucleotides. RefSeq lists its product as uncharacterized. The record is from RefSeq and is a predicted model, not a curated record. Bases 78 to 587 code for a protein of 169 amino acids. Lineage: Eukaryota; Metazoa; Arthropoda; Insecta; Neuroptera; Chrysopidae. The transcript is spliced from 5 exons.